CUGAUCCUUAAGCCGACGAUAUCUGUCUGUACUUUGUACACCGAGAGCCGAUAACCGACCACGAAAAAACACAACCCAGCCAAAGUUGCAUAUUUUUUUGGCACACGGGUCACUCACUAAUCAAUUCUUUUUACGUUUAUUUACUCUCUGAACCAUAAAUUAUUAAUAUAUUGAGUCAAUUUCCCCGACAAGUUGACAUCUCAUCAUUGUCUUUUUGACUCUUAAAACUCUCGAUCCCUUGCUCAAGAGGCUGCUGUGACGUGAUCGUCAAGGUUUCAAACCCACCUGCUCUAGACCUCUGAGACUUUCUGUCUGUUUUAUUAUCGACGACACGACAUUGCUCCUUCAGGACUAAACUCUACGCCCUCCGCCUUUUGCGCAUCAUCUCGACCCUGGAUCGCGUCAAACCGAGGCUUCCCUUUGUUUCUCUGUAACUUGGCGCAGCAGGAUUGCAUACAGUAGCUAAGGUACCUAGCUCUGAUAUAAAAAGGGUCCCCUCUCACGUUCCCCAUACCUAUUACAUUACACAACAGACCAGGGCAACACAGGAACAAGGGAAGAAAGGCUUUUUUCCCUCUUUUUUUUACCCUUCAGCCCCGCCUGGACCUCCACUUGCUUGUCGCUAGAGCCCAGAGUUUAUAUCUAUAUUAACGUCUCUGUCACCACAUCCAUCCCACCUCAACCUCUUCCUUACUUCACCUCAACUCGCCAACUUUCUUCAGCUUUUCUUCUACCUCGUAUAGACCUUAUCGAGGCUCAAUUAUACCCCUCUCCUCUCUCUUUCACACCCUCAGUCAAUCCUCAGCUACAAUGUCGGCUGCUCCUCUCAACUCGGACCCUGUGGCCACCCCACCUCGCCCUCCGUCCCCCGUCCACAGCUUCGGUACUCUCGCCGUCCACGCCGGCGCUCCACAUGACCCCGCUACCGGCGCCGUGAUUGAGUCCAUCUCUCUGUCGACUACAUUUGCUCAGUCCGCCGUUGGCAAGCCCGUUGGCGAGUAUGAGUACUCCCGAUCCUCCAAUCCCAACCGUACCAACUUCGAGACCGCUGUUGCUGCUCUCGAGCACGCCAAGUACGCCCUCGCUUUCUCCUCCGGUUCCGCCACCACCGCCACUAUCCUCCAGAGUCUCGCUGCCGGCAGCCAUGUCAUCUCCGUCUCCGAUGUCUACGGAGGUACCCACCGAUACUUCACUCAGGUCGCAAAGGCCCACGGCGUCAAGGUGACCUUCACACCAGAGAUCGAGGUCGAUAUCAGCGAGCACAUUACCCCCGAUACCCGUCUGAUCUGGAUCGAGAGUCCUAGCAACCCUACCCUGCGCCUUGUCGAUGUCCGAGCUGUUGUUUCUGAAGCCCACAAGCACGGUGUCCUCGUCGUUGUUGACAACACUUUCCUCUCCCCUUACGUCCAGAACCCGCUCGAUUUCGGUGCCGACAUCGUUGUCCACAGUGUCACCAAGUAUAUCAACGGUCACAGUGAUGUGGUCAUGGGUGUUGCUGCUUUCAACAGCGACGAGCUCAAGAACCGUCUGAGCUUCCUUCAGAACGCCAUUGGCGCUGUACCCUCAGCAUUUGACUCCUGGCUUGCUCACCGUGGUCUGAAGACUCUGCAUCUGCGAGCUCGUGAGGCCAGCCGCAACGCUGACGCUGUAGCCCGAGCUCUCGAGGCUUCUCCUCUGGUCAUUGCCGUCAACUACCCCGGUCUUGACUCUCACCCUCACCGACAUAUCGCCAAGAAGCAGCAUCGUGAUGGUCUGGGUGGCGGCAUGCUCUCAUUCCGCAUCCAGGGUGGUCACGCUGCCGCUGAGCGUUUCUGCCAGGUGACGAAGAUCUUCACUCUCGCUGAGAGUCUUGGUGGUGUUGAGAGUCUGGUCGAAGUUCCCAGCAGCAUGACUCAUGCCGGUAUCCCUCGAGAUCAGCGUGAGGCUGUCGGUAUUUUCGACGACCUUGUCCGCAUCAGCUGCGGUGUUGAGGACGCCCAGGACCUUACCAAUGACGUUCUCCAGGCCCUCGAGAAGGCUACAUCCGCGGCCAAGACCAAUGGUUUCAACGGCAACGGAAAUGGCAUCAACGGCUCCUAGGCCCAUGUCCUAAUGGUUUUUCCCACUCGGUUUAUCCUUUAUUUAGAAGAAGAUGAUCUAUGAUGACAUGUUAUGAGAAUUAUUUCCUUUGUUUAAAGAUGCUCCAAAAGCAAAUAAAAAAGAUAGGGGCGUGCUUCAUUCAAGGCCCCCCUGGGUUGGCAUUUAUACAGCGGCUAUGGUCAAAACUGAUGCAAAUCGCAUCUCUUUGUUAUUGAGGCUUGAAUGACAAGCUACCUGAAGAAUAUUAUUUCGAUUUCUCGAAGUUGUCUAUAACCAAUGGGUCGUGAUAUCUCGUCGUGAAGUAGGUGACCCCGAAUCGUCAUUAAAUAUGUUCGUCGUCAGAAGGUGGGAUAUUAAACAAGUUUUCCGUGAACUCGUUUGCCAUACUAUUCUCGGCAGACCACUCGUUGCGACGCCGAUGUAUCUCACUCAUGCCUUCACAUGCCGUCUCAGCGAUAAAAUGUAAUUCAUCGAGAGUGUUGGAGUUGCAAUUUGGGAACACGCCAUCGAUGCUGCGUUGCCACUCUGACGUUGAGUUGGCAACAGCCGUCUGGUACGCAUUAGUAUCGUAUUCAACCACUCUCAGGGCACGAUUCCGUGGGAGUAGGUUGUUCAGAAGACUGUCGAACAGAGCGUCCGCAGGAAGGUAUUCAACUGCAUCUUUAGUAAGAGCCGUAGGUUGGCGGAUUCCCAUGACCACUUCAACAAAGCGUUGAGAGAUGCUUCGACCAAGACCACAGGGGUCAAUAAGGUCAAACUCUGGCUGUGUGGGCAUUUCUUCGAGCAUGUAGUGAUCAUAAGCCAGGAAAGAUGCUCGGCAGAUUCUCAGAUGUGGUGUUGCACAUCUCAGCGCCAUAGCAAUCCAAUGGCAGUCAUCCCCUGGCCGUUGGUUGGGCAUGCCGACCCAAAGGAUUUUCUUAGAAUCCUCGUUCCAGUCGCGCGAUUGCUCAACCUUAAGAUAUACUUCGUUCAAAUAAAGCUCUCGAAGUGUGGUCCCAAAAUUUUCCGCAGUACGGACAAAUACCUCUGGGCACAACUCGAUCCGUUUGAGCUCCAAACAUGUGAGGUUAGAGUGUAUGACGUUAGGCGCCGGUAAUGACUUUGCGCGCCACUCGUCAACAGGCAUCUGCCAGAAUUUCGUCUGUUUUAACCCUCGUGGUGGGCGAUCGUCGUGGUCCAUCCCUAUCAAGCAGAGACUCUUGAGCUCUCCCGCGUUCUCGACAAGGUUCCAAAGGCAGGAUCCGAAUAAUCCCACGGUUAUGGGCUCGUUCUCGUGUCGCCGUAACGUCAAGACGAGGUGUUCCAGCACCUCCAAGACUUUCAUGAUGUUCAUCACGUCGAUCGGGUUCAUCCAGAGGUGGCGUAUGGCUACAUCGGUCACAUUCUCUACGACGAGUGUAUUGAGCUUCGCUGAGUCUUCCUCGGGUCGCUGCGCAAAGGCUUUCAGUGUGUUGGCCAGGAUCAUUGUGGCGGCGUUACAAUGGCGGCCGACGAGCUGGAAGGGGAGGUUAAGUCGUAGACGGUCAACGUCACGGCAGUAGAAUAGCAUUUCCUCGACCUUCUGAUAGUAAUCCGUCUCCGUGAAAGAUGUUUCAUUCAUGCA
Messenger RNA from Fusarium odoratissimum NRRL 54006, 3682 nucleotides. RefSeq names its product cystathionine gamma-lyase. Gene Ontology annotation, molecular function: pyridoxal phosphate binding; cystathionine gamma-lyase activity. Gene Ontology annotation, biological process: transsulfuration. The coding region runs from base 811 to 2079 and encodes 422 amino acids. The transcript has a single exon. The record is from RefSeq and is a predicted model, not a curated record. Gene Ontology annotation, cellular component: cytoplasm. Lineage: Eukaryota; Fungi; Ascomycota; Sordariomycetes; Hypocreales; Nectriaceae.